Messenger RNA from Rhineura floridana, 3670 nucleotides. It is a transcript of the gene SFSWAP, whose product is annotated as splicing factor SWAP. The record is from RefSeq and is a predicted model, not a curated record. The transcript has 19 exons. Gene Ontology annotation, molecular function: RNA binding. Gene Ontology annotation, biological process: mRNA 5'-splice site recognition; RNA processing. The coding region runs from base 16 to 3351 and encodes 1111 amino acids. NCBI's taxonomy places the organism in Eukaryota, Metazoa, Chordata, Lepidosauria, Squamata, Rhineuridae.
ACGUUUUCUCUUCUAAUGACGAAUCUGCCGCAGCCGACUGAGUUCCGUUCGUUUGGGCGGAUUUUGCCUCCUGGCUUUCUCCUCAGCCACCGGAAGUGGCUCGGCCGCCAUUUUGUCUUGGGCAAUGGCGACUUUGUGGGGGCCGAAGAGGAGCCGGACGGGGGAGAGGAGGCCGUGGCCGUGAGAGGAGUCAGGCAACCGGGCGAGCGAAUUAUCUCCUUUUCUUUUCGGGCGGGGACAAGCCAGGCUGUCUCGACGAUGUACGUGGGACGGGCGAGCGCGGCGGAGGGCGGCCCGGCGCCGCGGACGAUACUGUCUGUUGGCGCCGCCGCAGCGCAUCCUGUUGCGGCCGCGGGUCCGAGUGGCAGCGGCGGGAGCAGCAGCAGCAGCGACGGGGCAGGUGGAAGCGGCAGCAGCGGCGGCCGCGUGGAACUCCUUGUGUUCGGUUACGCGUGCAAGCUGUUCCGCGACGACGAGAAGGCGCUUCAGCAGGAGCAAGGCCGCCACCUCAUCCCUUGGAUGGGAGAGCCUUCCAUCAUGAUCGAUAGGUAUGAUGGGCGUGGUCACCUGCAUGACCUUUCUGAAUAUGAUGCUGAAUAUUCCACAUGGAACAGAGAUUACCAGUUAUCUGAAGAGGAGGCUAGAAUAGAAGCCCUCUGUGAUGAAGAGAGGUAUUUAGCCUUGCGUACGGACUUGCUUGAGGAGGAGGCAAGGCAAGAGGAAGAAUAUAAGAGGCUGAGCGAAGCUUUGGCAGAAGAUGGUACCUAUAAUGCAGUGGGAUUCACUUACAGCAGUGAUUAUUAUGAUCCUUCGGAGCCCACUGAGGAGGAAGAACAGCCUUCAAAAGCAAAAGGUGGUACAACCAAGACAGAAAAUGUAGAAGAAAAUGAAGAACCUUUUAUUGCCCCUUUGGGACUGAAUGUACCUUCUGACGUGGAGUUGCCACCAACAGCCAAAAUGCAUGCAAUCAUAGAACGGACUGCAAAUUUUGUCUGCAAACAAGGGGCCCAGUUUGAGAUUAUGCUGAAGGCAAAACAAGCUCGGAACUCUCAAUUUGACUUUCUGCGGUUUGACCACUACCUCAACCCUUACUACAAGUUUAUUCAGAAAGCUAUGAAGGAGGGGCGAUACGCUGCACCUUCGGAAAAGAAAAAAGAAGAGGAAAAAAAUGCAAAAGAUACUGGUGAUGAAGAUGAUGAUGAUGACGAUGAUGGAGAUAACUACCUGCAUCCAAGCCUCUUUGCCUCCAAAAAGUGCAGUAGACUUGAAGAGCUUAUGAAGCCGUUAAAGGUGGUGGAUCCUGAUCACCCGCUGGCAGCGCUUGUUCGCAAGGCUCAAGCAGAAAAUAAUUUGGCUGCCUCUCAACCUACUGAAGGAGGAACUGUUCAGUCGUCACAAGUAGAAUAUUCUUCUGAUUCAACCGUGGCAGCCAUGUAUUACAGUUACUACAUGCUGCCAGACGGAUCGUACUGCCUUGCCCCUCCGCCACCAGGAAUUGACAUGGCAACUUAUUACAACGCACUACCAGCAGGAGUGACCGUGUCUAGCACUACAGGAGUAGCCACAAUAACAGCACCUCCUCCGCCUCCUGGCACUACGCCACCACCAUCUUCAGAGGCGACAGACGACACUAGUGGAGUAAUACCUGCCACAACUAAUUCCACAAGCACGAUUCCUUCUGUGGUUGCCAUCAUUCCCCCACCCCCGGACAUCCAACCCGUGAUUGACAAGCUUGCUGAAUAUGUUGCUAGGAAUGGGAUUAAAUUUGAGACCAGUGUCCGUGCCAAGAAUGAUCCAAGGUUUGAGUUCCUGCAGCCUUGGCACCAGUACAAUGCCUACUAUGAAUUUAAGAAGCAAUUCUUUCUUCAGAAAGAGGCCAGUGACAGCUCAAAGCAGGUAGCAUCUUUAUCAGAGGAUGUCUCUGCUGAUACUGCUGACACUGUUGGUGGAGAAGCUGAGUUUCCCACUGACCAAACGUCUGAAGAUGUAGAAUCUACUGAUGAAGGAAAUAACAAAAAGGAUCCAAUCGCUAGUAAAAUUCUCAACGAUGGCAAACUAGUGAAAGCAUCCUUUGCGCCGAUAAGCUUUGCAAUCAGGGCCAAAGAAAACGAUAUGCUCCCUUUGGAGAAAAACCGUGUGAAGCUCGAUGAUGACAGUGACGAGGAGGGGGAGGAAGGCAAGGAAGGUCAAGAGAAUGCGAGUAGCACCUCAAACAGCCAUACAGCAUUUGCCAUGUCCAGUACUGCUGCUGAAGAGAAGAAGCCUCAGCUGACGCAGGAGGAACUGGAAGCCAAACAAGCAAAACAGAAACUAGAGGAUAGAUUAGCGGCUGCCGCAAGAGAAAAGCUGGCCCAAGCCUCCAAGGAAUCGAAAGAAAAGCAGCUUCAGGCAGAACGGAAAAGAAAAGCUGCCCUGUUCUUGCAGAACCUGAAGAAUCCCUUAGCAGACUCAGAAGUUGAGAAAAUGGAGGAACAUGCCUUUAAUAUAGAGACUGUCAGUAACAUGCCGUGUCCCCUGUUGACUGGCAUAAGGACGUUGCCAACCUUGGAAGUAAAGGCACCCGAAAGGCCUUCAAGCAAAGGCAGGGAUCUGCCCAGAGAAGAAGAGAGAGAGAAAAAGAAAAAGAAGCACAAGAAAAGAUCCCGCUCAAGAUCCCAGUCACCUCCUUCCAAGUAUCACUCGUCUUCUAAAUCCAGGUCUCGAACACAUUCGAAGGCCAAGCACUCGCUUCCCACUGCCUAUAGAACUGUCCGGCAUUCCAGACUCUCAGAAUCCACAGGGACAUUGAGCAUGGAGCCGUGGUUCAGCAGCCCAUCAGUAGGAGCAGCAGCAGAGUGCGGGGAUUCUCAGGCAGCCUCAACAGCGCAAAGAUAUGACUGCCGGAGCUCUUUAGAGGGAAAUCCUGGUAAAGCGUCAAGGUCUCGCUCAAGAUCACCAAGGAGAAGGGCACACACACCAGAAAGGCGUAGAGAAGAGAGGUGUGUUCCAACUGCUUAUCGUGUUAGCAACAGUCCAGGGAUGAGCAGGCGGCGCGCACACUCCAGAAGUCCUCAUGAAAAGAAGAAAAGGAGAUCUCACUCCCACACCAAGUCCAAAGCGAGGUCUCAUUCGCCAUCUGUCUCGCCAGGCAAACCAUCUGCGCAUAAGAACUCCACCCAUUCAGCCAGUGUCUCUCCUGUGGAGAGUAGGGGUUCCAGCCAAGAACGUUCCGGGGGAGUUUCUUUGGAAAAAGAUGGCCAGAUCUCUUCAGCAAUAGUGUCAUCAGUACAGAGUAAAAUAACUCAGGAUCUUAUGGCCAAGGUGAGGGCAAUGCUUGCAGCUUCCAAAAACAUCCCAACUAGUGCCUCCUGAGACCAGAAGGGGUUUAGAAGGCUAUGUACAGAUGGAGUCUUGGUUCCAGCAGUUCCCAACUUCCUUCUUCUCCAACAGCAGAUUUCAAGGAGUUUAAAUCCUUGUUAUGUAUAGCAAAGGAUCUCAUUGGAACUUCAAUGAUUUUUCCACAUGGAAACUUCCUUUUGAUAAAAAAUCGGCCUUUGGAGGGUUUUGUAAAUUAUGUUUUGACCAGUUCUUCAGUACGAAUUUUACCAUGCACAGUUGUCUGUAUAUAUGUAUAUACAAUGUUCCUGCGAGUGUUAAUGCAAAUAAAAAUGCAGAUAAACACUUUUUGUUA